UGAGACACUUCCGGGUUCGUCCUCUUCCUCUCUCACACCAUCACAUCUCGUGACAGGUUUUAUUUACCAGCAGCCAAACUGAGGAGUGAAACUACGACGAGAACCGGUGGUUGCUGUGGUUCUUCAUGGGGCCAGAAGACCCACAGAGGAACCUAAACAUGCCUUUAAGGAGACACAUCUUCCCGUAAAGAAGCUGCAGUAACAGAGGAACCAUGUGGAGGAUUCAAGGGUUUGUUGGAAGAGUUCUGCACCGAUACCAUGGCAACAACCCUCUGCGACUGCCCCAGAACCAGGGGCAGUCUCAGGGACGGGGGGAGGUUGAGGUCAUCAACAGCUCAGCUGUCCUCUCCACCUCUCAACACGCUUCUGACAGCAGCUCUUGGAAAGAGGAGGAUGGAGAGAGGAGGAAGAAACAGAGGACCUUCCAGUUUGGAUACGCUGAGCUUCCACGUUACACAGCCCUGGAUGCUGUGGGAUUGGGUACUGCAGCAGUUCUGUUCAUGCAGAUCUGCAAGAGGAUCCACUCCCAGUUCUCCUCAAGCACUGAGCCCAGUCCGAUCCCCGAGGCCCUGACAGCACACUCCACCCUGCACAAGUGUGGCUACCGCAUCCUGCUGGAGAUCUUGUCUAGACGUGAUGUCCUGCCCAGAGGAAGGAGUGUGUUGUGUCUGCAGGGGGUGCCAUAUAGACAGGACCAAGAUCAGGCUCAGAGUAGCAGCAGCAGCAGCAGUUCAGGUGACGCCAGCCUUCACAGCAGCAGCAGCAGUGAGCAGGACCAUGUGACUGCUGACUGCUCCAUCUCUGACCAACAGAGGGCACUCCUGAGCCAGGAUCCUCCUAUACCCGAGGAAUCACUUCUGUCAGCAUCCUGUCCUCUGCAGAAUGAUGCCAGCCGAGACAACACAGAGACAAAAGAUGCUAAUGACAAGGACAUGUCUGAUGAGGAGAGGCUGGCAGGAGCAGCACUGAAUCUCAGACAUGUAGGAGAAACCAGUGUUCCUGUUAUCCUCAACAUCAUUGGUCUAGAAAGUGCCAAGAGCGAAAACUAUGAGGAAGCUUUUACAUGUUUUGUAGCUGCAGCACAGCAGGGUUACAGCAAGGCCCAGUUCAACACAGGUGUGUGCUACGAGAAAGGCAGAGGAGUCGGCAAGGACAAAGAGAAGGCUCUGCAUUACUACUGGCAGGCAGCGGUCGGGGGUCACAAACAGGCUCAGUACCGCUAUGCAAAGCUGCUCCUGACCAGCAGGGGGCAGCAGAGCUUAGAGGAGCUGAACACAGCCAUCAACCUACUGGAACAGGCUGCUUCAGCUGGACUCACCAAGGCUCAGGUCUGCCUGGCAUCCGUCUACACUCAGGAGCCAGUGAGAGACGGGAGCAGGUCUGUCCAGUACCUGAAGAUGGCAGCAGAGAGCGGAGAUGACACCGCUCUGCUGUUCCUGGGUCAGUGUUUUGAGAGCGGCUUUGGGGUGCAGCAGAAUCCGAGGACAGCGAUUGAAUACUACAAACGAGCCGCUCGAGCAGGCAACAAGCAGGCUAAGAGCUUACUGACGCCUCCUUAUGAUGCACUCAGUAAGGCAGAAGAUGCAGUGUUGCGCUCCAUCCGUUCAGCUCCGUGUUUCUCUGCCGCCGACCGUCGGCUCCAACAGCCGCUCUCCUCUCUGGCCAGUCGUGUCGCUCCCUGUACCGGUCGCCCCGUCGACCUUCCCCUCCUGCCUCACUCCUGGAGCACCGGGAGCCUGUGUGUCCCCCCCGGCGCCAUCCUCCACGCCUCUUCACCUCCAUCCCCAUGUUCUGAGGGAGGAGCCUGCCAGUGGACUGUAGGGAAAGGAUAGUUCUCCUGAGCCAGCACGGUGUCAAACUGAGGAAUGUAUUUCAUAGUGUGAAUGUAUUUUCACCAGAGGAGAACGGUCAAAGUGAGUUAGGUGUGUACAUAUUGUGUGAAGUCUGGAUUAUAGUGAAUUUUAUACUUGGUCAAAUAUGUGUGUGUAGACAUUUUAAAGGUAUAGUGUGUAGGAUUUGACGGCAUCUAGCGGAGUGGUUGCAGAUUGCAACCAACUGAGUACCCCUUAGCAAUGGAAGUCAGACAGCGGAUGGCGGUACCACGGUUUUGCACUCUGCGGUUCACGUUACCGCAGUUUCACAAGCGUGUAGAGAACUACGUUGGCCUUCAGGGAACGUAAAAACACAAAGUGCUCUCUCUAGAGCCAGUGGUUUGGUUUGUCCGUUCUGGGCUGCUGUAGAAACAUGGCAGACUCCGUGAAGAGGACCCGCUCCCUAUGUAGAUAUUUAGGGCUCAUUC
Molecule: messenger RNA, 2299 nt
Organism: Sebastes umbrosus (honeycomb rockfish)
Lineage: Eukaryota; Metazoa; Chordata; Actinopteri; Perciformes; Sebastidae
Gene: dele1
Product: DAP3 binding cell death enhancer 1
Molecular function (GO): protein binding
Source: RefSeq, a predicted model, not a curated record